AUGGCCGAUUCGAUCAAGGACGAGAUCGCGACGAUUGAGAAGAAGAUUGAAGAGCUUCAGGCGCAAUUGGUCGAUGCCAAGUCGAGAUUACAGAAAAGCCAAAAUGAAUCGACGGUCAGCGAUGAGUCGGCAAAGAUGUCAGACCAGGACAAGAUGGACCUCAUCAAGGUCAACCUGAAGGAAGUGCUCAACCCAGAGAUCAUGGAGGCAGCGCUCAAGGAGGGCAGACCACUCAAGGUCUACUGGGGAACUGCCACAACGGGCAGGCCACACUGCGGAUACUUCGUACCUAUCCUCAAGCUCGCACAGUUCCUCGCAGCAGGCUGUCACGUCAAGAUUCUCCUUGCCGACAUCCACGGCUUCCUCGACAAUCUCAAAGCACCCAUCGAGCUCGUCAAGUUCCGUGCUGAAUACUACCGCUUCACCAUCACCGCACUCCUCAAGGCUGUCAACGUCCCCAUCGACCGCCUCGAAUUCGUCCUUGGCUCCUCCUACGAGCUUAAGCCAGACUACAUGAUGGAUGUCCUGCGUCUGGCCUCUAUCACUUCCGAGCACGACGCAAAGAAAGCGGGCGCCGAAGUCGUCAAGCAGACUGAGAACGCCCCUCUCUCCGGCCUGCUCUAUCCGCUUAUGCAAGCUCUCGACGAGCAGUACCUCGACGUCGACAUGCAAUUCGGCGGUGUUGACCAGCGCAAGAUCUUCGCGCUCGCAAAGGACAUCCUCCCCAAGAUCGGCUACAAGGAGCGCGCCCACUGCAUGAACCCCAUGGUCCCUGGUCUGCAGGGCGGCAAGAUGAGCGCCUCAGACCCCGACUCGAAGAUCGACGUUCUCGACAGCGAAGAAGUCGUCAAGCGCAAGCUGAAAAAGGCGCACGCCGCACCCAAGGUCAUUGAAGAAAACGGCAUCCUCUCCUUCGUCGAAUACGUCCUCCUACCCGCCUCCUACCUGCGCCACGGAACCCCCAAGUUCGUCGUCGAGCGCCGCGACGCCGAACCCCUCGAGUACACCACCAUCGAGCAGAUGCACGCCGACUACAAAGCCGACAUCCUGUCGCCACAGAUCCUCAAGCCCGCCGUCGUCGAGGCUCUCAACGCCCUGCUCGCCCCCGUGCAGCAGGAAUUCCAGAACAGCGCCGAGUGGAAGGAAAUCGAGCAAAAGGCGUACCCGCCGCCGCCGACCGAGAAGAAGAAGGAGAAGAAGACCAAGAACAAGGGCGCGUUCCACCCGGGCGCGGCUAAGAAGGUCGAAGCCAAGCCCGACGGGCAUGUCGAGGGCGCCGAUAAGGCGAAGGUGGACGUUGGUACUGAGGGUGGAGAGAAGGCGAUUGAGAAUCUGACGCUCGACGAGAAGAAGUAG
This is a messenger RNA of Ascochyta rabiei, 1356 nucleotides long. RefSeq names its product Tyrosine--tRNA ligase. Gene Ontology annotation, molecular function: ATP binding; tyrosine-tRNA ligase activity. The coding region runs from base 1 to 1356 and encodes 451 amino acids. The transcript has 2 exons. The record is from RefSeq and is a predicted model, not a curated record. NCBI's taxonomy places the organism in Eukaryota, Fungi, Ascomycota, Dothideomycetes, Pleosporales, Didymellaceae. Gene Ontology annotation, biological process: tyrosyl-tRNA aminoacylation.